AUGCAGCGACGCGAUAAUCAGAGCUUCAAUCAAGGCGACAACGACUAUAUAUUGCAGCAAAGCGAUGACAAAAGCACACACCAAAGCGCCGACGAUGUACCACUUAUGCGGCGGGACGAAGUUGAAGAUAAGGAAGAAAGCAAUGAGGAUGGCAUACGACAGGACGAAGCUGAAGAUGAGAAGGAAUACAGUGAGGAGUGUAACGAGGAAGCCCUACAUGCCUACACAGCUUUCCUAGAGCGACAAGUAAACGAGCUGCAGACGGAAGCUCGUGGAUCUCACGUGGCGAGCAUGUGGCUUGACAUGCACCAAUAUACUCUACUGGCACUACCACUAACUCGCUAUCAGUCUGUGUAG
Messenger RNA from Mytilinidion resinicola, 357 nucleotides. RefSeq lists its product as uncharacterized. Lineage: Eukaryota; Fungi; Ascomycota; Dothideomycetes; Mytilinidiales; Mytilinidiaceae. The record is from RefSeq and is a predicted model, not a curated record. The transcript has a single exon. The coding region runs from base 1 to 357 and encodes 118 amino acids.